AGGGCCAUCCAGGAGGACAAGCAGAAGAAGCUCCAUCAAGAGCACAACCUCAAGGCAAAGGAGGAGGGAAAGAAGGAGCACCGGGAGCGAGAGGAACAGCUCCUGCAAGAGAAACUGUCUACGGCCGCGCAGAAGAGGCUGAAGAAGGAGGUGCAGCUGCAGAAGGAGAAGAAACUGCUCAACCAAGCAGAGAAGCUGAAGCAUGAGGCCUUGCUCAAGGAACUGGCCAAGCAAGAGGCGGAAGAGAAGGAAAUGUUGAAGGCCUCUCUGGAAAUGAGUUUGACCAAGGCUCAGGAGAACUAUGAACAACUAGUGGAGAAGAGGAACCAGGAGCUGAGGGAGAAGGCCAGGAGGGAGGACAUGCAGAUUCAAAGAGCCAAACUGGCAGCAGAGAAGAAGGAAAGGGAGCAGAAGAAGCACUUGGAGGCCCUGGCUAGAGAGACGGAGAGAAAGCUGCAGCAUGCUGCCCAGGUGGCUGAAGAGGCUGUCCAAGAAAAAGCCCGCAAGGUGGUCUUGAGCCGUCUGGAGAAGGAGAAGGUGCAGAAGAUGAACAAGCAGAAGGUAGAACAGUACGAGGACUUACGUCGCAGGGAGCUCCUCCUCUCUAUAGAGAGGAAGCUGGAGAGGAGCGAGCAGAUCUUCAAGGAGAAGAAGACUGUCUUAGAAAACGCCAGGUCUGUUGCUCGGGCGUCCUUCCAUGUCCGGGAAAAGGUGCGAGAGGAGACGAACAUGCGUACCUUUGACAAGAUGGCCUUGGAAGCAGAACUGCAUGCCCAUCUGAAUAAGAAAUGA
This is a messenger RNA of Mesitornis unicolor (brown roatelo), 792 nucleotides long. RefSeq names its product coiled-coil domain containing 177 (gene CCDC177). NCBI's taxonomy places the organism in Eukaryota, Metazoa, Chordata, Aves, Mesitornithiformes, Mesitornithidae. The transcript has a single exon. The annotation marks the transcript as partial. The record is from RefSeq and is a predicted model, not a curated record.